Messenger RNA from Megalobrama amblycephala (Wuchang bream), 2899 nucleotides. RefSeq names its product leucine rich repeat containing 32 (gene lrrc32). Bases 50 to 2044 code for a protein of 664 amino acids. NCBI's taxonomy places the organism in Eukaryota, Metazoa, Chordata, Actinopteri, Cypriniformes, Xenocyprididae. Gene Ontology annotation, molecular function: protein binding. The transcript is spliced from 3 exons. The record is from RefSeq and is a predicted model, not a curated record.
GACUGACAGCAGCAGAGAACAGCACUGGACAAGCACACUACUGAGCAUCAUGGGGUCGCGUCUCUGGAUUCUGAUGCUCGUGGUCCAUCAGGUCUCGCCGUUCAGACUCCUGGCAGAAGCUUCGCCCUGUCGAGUGCUCCAGGAUGACGUCGACUGCAGCAGUCUGAACUUCAGACGGAUCCCGACGCAACUUCCGGCCGUCAUCCGCCGGCUCGACCUGUCUCAGAACCUCCUGCAGAACCUCACGGAGCAAGAGCUUCCGGCGUCCUACUCCAGCAUCCGGCAUCUGGACCUUCAUGGCAACAAGAUCCAGUUCAUCCAGCCGGGACUCUUCCAAGACACGAGCCGCCUGGAGGUGCUGGAUCUGUCGGAAAACUCGCUGGAUCUUUACGCAGCUCUGAAAACACACGUGGGCCCGCUCACGUCCGUGCGGCGUCUGGAUUUGUCAGGAAACGGCCUGUUUACGGAUAUGAGUGAUUACUUCCUGAGCGACGCCCCGGUACUUGCCAACCUCUCCUUAGAUGGGAACAGCAUCACUAAAAUAGGCAGACACACAUUCAACGGAUCUCAGGCUCUGACAAAGAUCGACCUACACAACAACGUCAUCAUUGAGAUCGAAGAAGGCGCGUUCGAGUCCUUGACGGGACUCUCCGAACUCGACUUGUCCAUGAACUCCAUUUCGUGCAUCACGGACUUUAACCUCGUUCAGCUCAAAACGCUGAACUUGAGCAAAAACAGCCUGACGAACUUCCAGGCCGACGAGUCGGAUCAGGAGUUUGAGCUUCUGUAUCUGGACCUGAGGGAAAACAAAAUCCUCUACUUCCCCGUCCUCCCCCUGAGGAACAAACUCAUAUACCUGGACUUGUCCAGAAACCUCUUGAGGAGCGUAAACUGCUCGGGUCCGUUAGAAGAGCUGGAGAACCUGAAGGAUGGCGGGUAUCUGUUGACCGAUCACGACAAACCCCUUUCCCUUUGCGCCAAUCAGAGGCACCAGGAUCUUCCCAGCUUGCUCUACUUGGACUUGAGCUACAACCAGCUCAAAGCUCUUCCGUCCUCGUUCUUCAGCAGUAUGAUGGCUCUGGAGAGCCUAAACGUCAGUAAUAACUGUUUAGGGAGCUUCAGCGUGGAGGGUCUGAACUCUUUGAAGACUCUGGACAUCAGCUCCAACAACCUCCAGAACCUUUCCUUCGGAGGGAACGCGCUGGCCGCGUUGGAGGUUCUUCACUUGGAGGGCAACGCUCUCCAAACUUUAGACGCCGACAGUUUCGCGAGGCUCCCCAGCAUCCGGAGCCUUCACCUUCAGCAGAACCAGCUCAGCGUUUGUUCUCCUCGGGAAGGUCCAACUGGCAGCUGUGUCCAACUCUCCUCUAUCCCAACCCUGAGGUAUCUGUACCUCUCUGAGAACGGGCUGUUGUCGCUUCCGCCGGGGUCGUUCCAAGGCAGCCCGCUGCUCAUCCUGGAUCUCUCCCAGAAUCCCGGCGUGGACGUCGUCCCGUCAUCCCUCUCAGGUCUGGAGUCGUCUCUCUGCCAUCUUUCCCUGAGAGGAAACCAGCUGCAAUCCCUAUCCAUCGACUUCAGCCUCUUCCGGAACCUGAAGUCCUUGGAUCUGUCGGUGAACCGGCUCACGGGCGUCUCUCUGUGGAGCGGAGAUUCCUCCGUGGAGUCCUUGAACCUGCAGAACAACAGUUUGGUGAUGCUCGCGUCCGACGCCGUCGUCGCUCUGCAGAAAACGCUCCGAACUUUAUACGUGGGCUCAAACCCGCUGAGCUGCUGCAGAAACACGCACCUCCUCGCGCUGCUCCAGCAGAACAGACUCUACGUGCCGGACAUCUCCAGCGCCACCUGCUGGAUCACCAGAGACUCGGAGAGCGUGGAGGUCGGCGUGAGCUCGGUGCAGGCGGAGCACUGCGAGUCGGCGGACGGGAAAGUGUUGUGGAUAAGCGUGAUCGUGGUGCUGGCGCUGGGACUGGCGCUGGUGUUGAUCGUCACAUUAAAGCACUGUCACUCGAAGAGGCAUGGAUUCAACAGAGGCAUCAAAGCGUGAAUCUAAAGAAGGAAAAGAAACCAAAGCGCUCUCACCUGACUGUGGUGCCGCAUGCAUGACACUGGGUUUCAGUAUGCGAUGCGUGGGUGAAAUCAGCCUGAUCGCCAUCACAAAUGCACGAAACUCUUGCGUUCAAAACCACGUCCCUCAAACUAUCUAGCAUUUCUACAGGAGAUCCUGGGCAGUAACACUACACUUUCUGAUGUAUAAUGCAUGCACUUUACUGACUGUGAUUUGUGACUAUUGGAGUGAAAUGUACCUGUGAAAUGUUUGCAUAUUGCAAAACCGACUUUGAAUGCAAAACACGAUUGUAGGAGUGUAGUGUUGUGCAUCAGCCGGAGGAAUUUCAUCAUACAGAGGAAGUGUUUUUACUGGGACACCUGCAGCCGAGCGCCGCUUUCCUGUUGUUGAGCUCAGUUUCCUAUCCUGGCGUUGAUGAUUUAUUCAUUCAAACUGGUGUUUGACAAGUUUAGCUCUGCACACAAACCGGCCGCGAUGUUUGUUUGGUCUUUUUUUAGAUAUUUCCAGCCUGGUGCAGGAAUAAGUUUGACCCUGGUGUUUAUAUCAGGUGUUGGAUAAAGAUAGACAGGAAAUCCCUGUCACAUCAUCGCCGCAGAUAUUAUUGGCACGGCAACGAAAGGAGCUUCCUCCUAUCGGUUUGAGUCACGGCCGCCGGCGUCACGCCCCCUUCUGCUUUCCAGCUACACAUGACAUGACCAAACCCGCAGCAGUCACACACACGUCAUGUAUGAGCCGCCACUACUAUAUGAAGGAACUGUCACCACAAUGUUUGUAUAAUGAACUACUGUGUAAAUCUAUUUAUGGAGUAUUUUCCUAAAUAAAAGGUCUCUGUUA